UUCCUGUAACUCUUGCGAACACUACAAGUCUGACGCACACAUCGCGAAAAACUAACAGGAGAUUCAAGUUUCACCUCUUUCAUAGAUACAUUUCUUUGAAAGAUAUGAGUACUUUACUUACCCCACUAACGAAUUACACCCUCACCUGCUUCAUCACUUAUAAACGAAGCUAGCUGAAGAGCUCCCCUCGUGUUUCGCCAUCACAAGUCAUUCUUGAGCAUUCCUUCCGAGCAUUCUUGCACUCAAAACGCUUGCUCGAAGCUCCAGUCCUUCUUGGAAGAAAUAGCGCUCAUCAUGAACGGCUUAGGCAACCUCGUCCUCAAUUUCAAUCCGACCACGAACGGGUCCCCGCAGAACCAACAGAACAUCGACAGGUCGAUACCGCAGGAUCUUGAUCCUGUCUUAGAGGCACUAGAAGUCAUAUACAACGCGAAAGUCCCGAACUCCACGCGCCACGCAGCCACAGAAUAUCUCGAGAGAGCGAAGCGGCAUCCUGAUGCCCCAUACACAGGCUUCACACUUGCGUUGAAUAAGACACAAGCUCCAGCGUUACGCUACUAUGGACUUUCUAUGCUAGAGCACGCAAUCAAAUUCACAUGGGAAGAUUUUGAACAAGAGCAGGCACUACUCAUCAGACAAUAUGUGAUUCGGCUCGCACAACAGAUUGGGCCCGACGAUCCAGUAUACCUACGCAACAAAGUUGGUCAACUGUGGACAGAUAUCGCCAAGCGUGCCUGGGGAGCAGAAUGGUUAGACAUGGAUGCUAUGUUACUCGAGCUAUGGGGAGCUUCUUUGGCGCACCAAGCUAUAGUACUCUACGUACUUGAAACAUUGUCAGAAGAAGUGUUCAACAAAGAAGACCCAAUCGCGGGAUUACGUGGAAAUGAGCUUGGUCGCGCAUGCGUUGAAAUAUUCACACCGGCUACUGUUCUGCAUGAGCAGCUCCCGAAUCGCGAUACUUCAGAAACGAUAAGAGCUGGGGACGAAGGUUGGGUAGCUCGUCUAUGUGGUCUACUGGACCAAUGUCUUGCAAACGACUUCAGACAAGAUGAGCGAGUUCUGAGUUGUGCUGUCAAAACCCUCAAUGUGCUCAGGGCUGCUAUGCCUUGGAUAAUACCAAAAGCGAUCUCAUACACCAACACCGUAGACUACAUCUGCAAGGCGCUCGAUGCGUCCAGUGAGACGGCUCAGGCUCCGUGUGGGGAAAGUGUAUCCUUAUCAAAGGCUGCGAUUGAAGCCUUGUUUGCAAUAUACAACCGACCUCAUCUACAGGAUGCUUCUGACUUCACAGAUAUCGUCGGUCCCAUGUUUUCCCAUGAGCGUGGAUUGCUCCUGCACAAAGCUUACGAAGCUACCAAGCCGCAUAUGGAUCCAAAUGAUAUUGACGAAGCCCGGUACCUGACUUGUAAAAAACUUUCUGAGCUAGUGGCUCUUCUUGGAAAUUUUGUGGAGCAGAAAACCCGCCUAAUACCUGCAACACAUGAUCUUGCUUUACUUUUUUCUCUUUUCUACCAGCUGCUUAUUCAUUCGAGCUUGGUCGUUUCGAUACCAAUUCUUCAUAGUUUCACCAAGCUGCUAAGAUCCCCAUCCGUACGAGAGUGGGAGUUCGUCGCAAGGAUGAUUCCUGACCUGCUUAAUUUGUGUACCUCUCGUUUGAUACGUUACGAGAACCUACCAGACGAGUGCGAGGACGCAACUACUCUUUUCCUGAACGACGAUAUAGACACGAAGCCUGAAAAGCAUGCCUUUCUUGGUAAUUACCGGCGUUAUUGUGUGGACAUCAUCGAAACCAUCGUACGUAACUCUCCAGGUGAGGCAAUGUCGCACCUACUGGAUGCGGGAGAGAGUGUCUCAGCUCAUCUUUAUGACAACACCGGCCCAUUCCAAGUUCAAUCUUUUAGCAAAACGUCCCUGCCGUUUCUCCGAUUCGAUGCGCAAAUUGUUGCCAUUGAUGCCGGACUGAAAGGUUAUCUAAAGUGGCAAUCUGGGUCUGCAUUGACGCCAGAGCAGCAUGAAACUCUUCGAAACGAUUUGCAAGAUCGGUUCGAGACCUGGUGUAUGAAGAUGCUUAGUACAACGUUCGAGGAUCCUGAAAUUCUGCGAAAAGCUAUCGGCCUCAUGGUCACAUUUUCGACUAAAGCUCUUACCACAAAACCAAAUUUUGCACUGGGAUUGUUAAAAUACAUUCUAGAUGCUCCAAAGCAGGAGGACUCGGCAUUCCCGCAAUAUAACGAGUCAGUGAAGGAUCUUGAGCGAAGCAGUAGUAUGGAUGCACAAAGGCUUGCAGCUAUCUUUCCUAAUGACUUCAUGAAUGCAUACGAACAGAUAGAUCAGAAGCUCAACGAGCUGUCCGCAAAAAGUACUACGGACGAGCGUCAAAAGAAUGGCUACGCGGCGUUGCGUUUCAUAAUCAUCCAUCGCACCACGGUCCUAGACCGGAAUACUAUGCAAAUAGAACUGCAGAAGAUGCUUCAACCACUCAAGGAUACUUGGCAAAAUCCUCAUUUUACCGAAUCAUUGUCGACGUUCGAGUCGUUUUGCGAACUGGUUGGCUUUGGCCACCUCGGCGACUUCCUGGCUACGAAGAAGUUCCAUAUCGUACAAGACUGGACAGCACAAUUAUUGGACGACGAAGGUAUGCAGAUGCAAGCGGCCAUCCUCGAUCGUUCGCAAAAGCUGCCUUUUCGGAUCACUCGGACACUUCUCGGAGCCUCAACAGAUAGAUUGCAGGAAGAGGAAGCUGCAUACGAGAUCGCGAGAGAGCUCUGGGCUGACGCUAUGCCAGCGAUUCUCCCAAAUCUUUUACAGCUAAUCACUCAUGCACAAGGGUUCAACAAUAUGGAAAACUGGGCAAGUCUACCACAAGAACUACAAGCUGUGAUCAGGCGUGUCCUGACCGAUCGCUUCUGGCAAGCUGGUAUAUCGACCGAAAGCAGGGAUGACUUCUUCGCUCGCGUCAGUGGAUCAAAAACCACGUAUGAAGGAUUUGCAUCUACGGUACGAGGUACUGUUCGACAGAUUCGGGAGACGUGCUACUAUAUUAUCUACGCUCUGAGUCGAUUUGGAGAUACUUUCUAUGGUAUCUCUGACCUAUCACGUCCGUUGAGCCAGGCUCUCUUCGUCAAUGCGAACACGCUUUCUGCUCAUCACCUCUCAGUCCUCCUCAGUGCAGCCACACAUAUCAUCGAGGGUUGUCCAGUCCGCCUUCGUGCCCAAUUUCUUCCUGAAGUGGUGUCUGGGCUAUUUAGAGAGCUGAACAUGAAGGUCGAAUCAGAAUGGGCGCUUGUGACCGCGCAGGCGACGGGAGAAAUUGAGCAAGACAAUCUCGGAGACGAAAUGAAGACGGAAAGCAUACUGCGCCAGCUUACGCACUCCUCAGUGACGUUGGUCUCUGUUCUCCUAGACACGCAACGUAUCGAUGCGCCAAAACGUGACUCCCAGGGCACUAAAGAGCAGGCCAUGUGGGAGUUUAUACUUUCGGAAAAUAGUUGCUUGGAGCCCAUACUCAUAUUCGCUAAGACUGCGAUACGAGUACGCGAUUCGCGUUCUUGUGCCCUUAUGCUUCGUAUAAUCCGCUAUGUACUCCCACAUUUCAAGGACAAGUCGGCGGUGAGGGUCUACAUAUGUACGGAAGUUCUACAGGCUGCCAUCAACUCACUUCACGAGCCGUACUUCGUCGACGUCCAGAAAGACCUCGCGAGUGUCAUUGCCCACAUUAUCCUCUUGGACAUCGAAACUACACGCCAGAUUCUCCUUCAGCUUCCUGGUAUGCAAGCUCGUGCAGACAAAGUAGAUCGCAAAAUUGAAGCACUGCAAAACAUCGCAAGUGAGCGUGGUCAGCGCAGCGUUGUUUUAGAUCUUCUGGCUAGUGUCCGAGGUGUCAGCAUCCAUGAAGCUGGCAAAAUGGAGCGCGCGAAGAGAAAAGAUCGGGUAAAUGAGCAAUAUACCAUGGUGGAAACACAGCAGACGGGAAUUAUCAGGGGCAAUAGUCCAAUAGGAGGUAUCUCGGAAAUGUUUGGGACUUGACGAAGUGAAUCCUGACGAACGGCAUCCAAGGGAAGACAUGUGGGAUUAGCGAAGGUGUAUAAGACACAAUUUCGGUUUCUUGGGCGACAUCACAUCAUCAAUUAUACCAGACACACUGCGAUGAGCAGAUGCGCGUAUAUCUAGUAUCUACUUAGGUCUAUUACAACAGUAUAAUAGAUUACUUGAUCUCGCA
Molecule: messenger RNA, 4219 nt
Organism: Pseudovirgaria hyperparasitica
Lineage: Eukaryota; Fungi; Ascomycota; Dothideomycetes; Acrospermales; Acrospermaceae
Exons: 8
Coding region: 295-4026 (1243 amino acids)
Biological process (GO): protein export from nucleus; RNA export from nucleus
Cellular component (GO): RNA nuclear export complex; cytoplasm; nucleus
Molecular function (GO): RNA binding; nuclear export signal receptor activity; small GTPase binding
Source: RefSeq, a predicted model, not a curated record